Molecule: messenger RNA, 621 nt
Organism: Lotus japonicus
Lineage: Eukaryota; Viridiplantae; Streptophyta; Magnoliopsida; Fabales; Fabaceae
Product: blue copper protein 1a-like
Exons: 2
Coding region: 74-475 (133 amino acids)
Cellular component (GO): plasma membrane
Molecular function (GO): electron transfer activity
Source: RefSeq, a predicted model, not a curated record
CUAAAUAAGCAAUAACACUUGCUAACUAUAGUCCUUGUUAAUUAGAUUACUUAUAUAGCUUUAAAUCUCCACCAUGGGUUAUGCUGCCUUCUUUGCUGUUUCAAUGAUUUUGGUUUCCUCAGUUGCUAUGGCUACUGAUCAUAUUGUGGGUGAUGAUGAUGGCUGGACUCUUGACUUUGACUACACUCAGUGGGCUCAGGACAGAGUUUUCCGUGUUGGCGACAAUCUUGUGUUCAUUUAUGACAAUAUCUCACACAAUGUUUUCAAAGUGAAUGGGACGAUGUUUAAGGACUGCACCAACCCACCAGCAAAUGAAGCACUUUCCUCCGGACAUGACAUCAUUCCACUCAAAACUGGAGGGAGGAAAUGGUACAUUUGUGGCGUGGAUGAUCACUGCGCUCGUGAAAUGAAGCUUGUCAUUAAUGUUCAAGGGGAAGGUUCACCAUCUCCUGCUCCUUCUCCUGCUCACGGAUAACACCACAACCAUCUUUGUGUUAGAGACAAUGGCACUUAAUUUUCAGCUUUGUUUUUGUUUUAUAGAUAUGAAUUUGCAUGGACCUAUUGGCGGGAGAUUGCAAUAGUUGUUUGAGUUUGUUCAAUGAAUAAUGAUGAAUUGUUUUA